GACGGGGGACGGCGGGCGGGCGGAGCCGAGCGGCAGUUGAAGGAGACGGGACGAGACGAGACAGCGGGGGGUCGAUCGAUUGAUCGAUCUGAUCUGACGGCCGAGGUGCGAGCGGACGGGACGGGACGGGACGGGACGAGCCGGGCGCGGCGAGUUCUCCAGAAAAAUGAGUUUGAAAUCGGAGCGUAGAGGAAUCCAUGUGGACCAAUCAGAGCUACUAUGUAAGAAAGGUUGUGGUUACUAUGGAAAUCCUGCCUGGCAAGGAUUCUGUUCCAAGUGCUGGAGAGAAGAGUACAGUAAAGCGAGACAGCGACAAAUUCAAGAAGAUUGGGAGCUUGCAGAACGUUUACAGCGGGAGGAAGAAGCUGCAUACGCUAGCAGUCAGGGGGCUCCGUCGCUAACUUUCUCUAAGUUUGAGGAGAAAAAAACAAAUGAGACUAAAAGGAAAGUCCAGACUGUCAAAAAGUUCUUCAGCCCCUCAUCCAGGGCUGCACCAAAAAAAGUGUUUGCUGCCAAAUGGCAAGCAGACAGCCAGGAAGUCAAAGCCUCAAGUCCCUCCAUAAAUAGGCAGGCCAGCCUUGAGACAGAACGAGCUACCAAGGAAUUUAUUGACUUCCUCAAGGUCUUCCGCAGGCCUGGGCAAGAUAUACUGAAACAAUGUAGGGGAUUUAUUGAAGCUAUGCAGCAUAAAAAGGAAUUGAAUAUUGAGGAGCAGUCGGAGUGUGUCCAGGACUUCUAUCAAAACAUGGUCGACCGAUUGCAGUCACACUCCAGUUUUAAAGGUUCUCCUGAAGGGAUAGAAAAGAUCAUGGACCAGAUUGAAAAGUAUAUCAUGACACGACUCUACAAAACUGUGUUUUGCCCAGAGACUACUGACGACGAGAAGAAAGAUCUUGCCGUUCAGAAACGAAUUCGGGCAUUGCAUUGGGUGACACUUGAAAUGCUGUGUGUUCCAGUAAAUGAGGAAAUCCAUGAAGUUUACGAAUUAGUUGUCAGAGCAAUCACUGCUGUAAUUGAAAUGGAUUCGAGGCGUGUUCCACGUGAAAAGUUGACCUGCAUCACUAAAUGCAGCAAACAGAUUUUCAAUGCCAUAAAGAUUACAAAGAAUGAACCUGCUUCUGCAGAUGACUUCCUACCCACACUAAUCUACAUCGUGUUAAAGGCGAAUCCUCCUCGAUUACAGUCAAACAUUCAGUAUAUUACACGAUUCUGCAAUCCAAGCCGACUGAUGACUGGUGAAGAUGGGUAUUACUUCACUAAUUUAUGUUGUGCAGUUGCCUUCAUUGAAAAGCUGGAUGCUCAGUCUUUGAAUUUAACAGAAGAAGAUUUUGAUCGUUACAUGUCUGGCCAAUCAUCACCUAAGAAGCAUGACUCUGAGGAAUGGUCCCCUGAAGAGUGCGCAGGAAUGAAACAAAUGUACAAGAACUUAAAUCUUAUUUCACAGCUGAAUGAUAGGCAGCAAAGAAUAAUUUCAACGGCCAAGCAGCUUGAAAAAGACUUAAUUGACUGGAGCGAAGGUGUGACCAAAGAGGUUGAAGAUAUUAUUGAGAAAUACCCACUUGAUAUCAAACCCAAGGGCCAGUCAGUGGUGGCAAUUGAUUCUGACAAUGUAGAGAACGACAAGCUUCCGCCACCAAUCCAGCCGCAGAUGUUUCUUGGCUGAAAGAAUUAAAACUCUUAAAGACGAGCAAACUCUGUGUUAAGGUUUGUUCAUUUGUAAACUACAUAUCGGCUGAGAAUUUGGAACUUAAAUGUCUUUCUAUGUCAAUGCUUGAGCUGUUUUUUUUACAAAAUACUGUAGUUCCAAAAAUUGUAAUCGGUACUUUUGAAGUAAAAUAUGAACGGAAAAUGCUGCAAACAUGCAGCCAGUCAGAUAGCACCCGUGGAGUUUGCAACUUGUACUACUUACUAGCUGAACAUUUUCAGCACCGUGUUAUUCCUAAUACCCAGUUACUGGAGUAUUUAGUUUGUUCCUUCUUUUAAAACUAGAAACUAUGUUUUAUACUUUUGAUGUUCUCUGCAACAUUAUUUUCUUAAUGCCUUCAUUGAGAAUAAUUAUAUUCAGGGAUUCUUGUUUAAAGUAUCUGAAGAAGUGAAAUUCUGUUUAAUAAUGUGGUUGAGAUUUUCACCAGAUUUUCAGUGCUCUCACAGUUUAUAGAUUGUAAUUAUAUAUUAAAAACCAGUAGCAUUACUAUUUUGGCUGUCUUAUCUUGGACAUAGAUUUGUUACAAGAUUUUACCCAUUGCAGUAUAGAUGAAUUUUUAUUUUAUCCAUUACGGCUUAGAUAGAUAAUUUGGUCAUACAGGUUUCCCAGAGCACCAUCAAAACUUUAAAGGAGUAAUGACAACGUUUUUAGGAGUUCAUUAUUCCCCUCUAGUAUUAAAUAAUUAAAACUGAAUUAUCACAUUGGCCAAAUGCCCUUUUACCUUCCUCUAUUUUUAAAAUUUAAGCAAUGAUACGGAUGACUUGGUGAGAGGUUAUUCCGAUGUGACCCGGUAGAACCACUUUGUAAAUCUUAUACUUGUAGUUAGGUAUUCAGUUAGUAAAUCGGCCAUCUGCAACUAUUUAUCCUCAAUGUGGCUGAAAGAGAUUGAAAUUCAAACAACAAUCAGAUCUUGACAAAAUAUAUGCUAUUAUUUUAACUUUGAAUAUGCCCUAACUAUUUUUGGUUGCUAAAUUCUUUUAAUUACAUAACCUUUUUCAUUAUUUGGAAAACUGAUUUAAAUCGUCCGAAUGCUUGUGUGUACUUGUUUUUUUAACCCCAGCUCAAAUAUUUGAAGAAGGAAGCACACACUUACUGUAUGUGUUAACACACUUAACUGUUUAACACACUUAAUGUUAAUGGCACCUGCUAUUUACCAUUCAGAAUGUCUUGCAUUCAAAUGUAAAAUAGAUGGGCAGCUAAUGAAUUGUUCCAUCACAUUAGUUUUAUGACUCUACAAUUAACGACUUAACAAGAACUAUUCUGUGAUUGCAUCUCUACUGGCAGUGGUUAAGCUAGAUUUGCAUUACAUAAAUAGGGUGAUUCCUUUGGCAGUUCGAAACUUCAUUUGCUCGAAGGGUAUAAAACGCAUCAUUUAAAUAUGUCCUUCUAUUUUCUUUUCCAGUCUUGAGUUGAGUUGGUUGCUGUAACUUGAAGUAGUUUAGAACUUGAAAGUUGGCUUCAGUACUCUGCCCAAAGGAGGCAACACGCCAACCAAUUUUCAAACUAUUGAUAAGUGUAUUUGUGACUAUCUGGCUCCCUUUGCUGACAAAUAACAUGUGGAUUCUUAAAGCACACAAACUUGCCACCUUUGUGAAGUACUAUAGAUUUGUACACUUGAAUUUGUGACAGUUAUAAUUGUUCACAACACUUCAUCUAACUUUCAUGUACUGGUUAUUUGUACAUUUUAUUAAAAUUCCUUCCUGAGUUUCUUGUCUGCCUUGUCAAGCAUGCAGAUAAUACUCUUGUCAAAAACCAAAGCAACCUUGUCUAUUUUCUUUCCUCCUUCAGAGAAAUCAGUGUAGCUGUACAAACAUUUAAAAGAAAGAGAAUACAUAUUCAUUUUGUAUUUAAGAUGUGCUUUUUGUGAAUCCUUGUAAAGUAGGUUAAGCACUAUUGUAUGCAAUUGCACUAAUUAGUGCACUGUGUUAUGUUAGUGAGUGCACAAAAUCGCUUAAUGCAAUGAGUCCAUUCUUCCUGUUAAAAGUCAUACAUAAACAAAUAAGAUGUUUUUUAAAUGUUGCAGGAAAUAAGAACUGCUGUGAAAACAAACUACAGUGCCCUCCAUAAUGUUUGGGGCAAAGACCCGUCAUUUAUUUA
Amblyraja radiata (thorny skate) is the source of this 3802-nucleotide messenger RNA. RefSeq names its product RAB guanine nucleotide exchange factor (GEF) 1 (gene rabgef1). Bases 167 to 1663 code for a protein of 498 amino acids. Gene Ontology annotation, cellular component: endocytic vesicle; cytosol. Lineage: Eukaryota; Metazoa; Chordata; Chondrichthyes; Rajiformes; Rajidae. The transcript is spliced from 10 exons. Gene Ontology annotation, biological process: vesicle-mediated transport. The record is from RefSeq and is a predicted model, not a curated record. Gene Ontology annotation, molecular function: zinc ion binding; DNA binding; guanyl-nucleotide exchange factor activity.